AUGCGCGCUGCGCGGGCGCUGCUGGCAGCUACCGAAAAGCCUGCCGUUGCGAUUGUGGCAGAUGCCAAGCAGUUCUUAGACAUUUCGGAGAAGCAUGCCUACGAAAGCUUCCGCGCAGCCAGUGCAGCAAGCUUAUCCACUACGCUGGCCACGCGGACAAGCUCUGCUGGGACCCGUGCUAGCUCUACUACUGGGCUUAGCUGGUCCAGAGUGAAACUGCCUCCGUUGGAGCCUCCGCAGCCAAAUCAAGAAGUUCCCAGGAGGUCCAAGGCCAGCGGCAGCGACCGCCGGCGAAAACGCCGCCGUCGUGCAAAGGCUGCUGCCUCACAAGCGCCUGCUCCUUGUGCUGAGACACCCAGUCCCGACAGUCCCAAGGGUGUGAAGAAGGACAACGAUCCCAGACCGUCAUUAGAAACAGAAUCUGGCCUCGAGCGUGAUGCUGUGGUCAAAGGAGCCACUUACACCUGGGAACGAUGCGAGCAAGUGGGCCGUGGAUCCCUAGGCACUGUUUGGAGAGCCAAAGUGCAACCUGGAGAUCAGAUUGUGGCUGUGAAGGAGCUCCACCUAAACAGAGACUUGAAUGUCCCGACGGAAGCUGCCGCAGAGGUCGAGCUUCACAGGGGCCUAAGCCACCCCAACAUCAUCAAGCUCUUUGGAACCGAUUCUGUGAAGGCUAGCCUCUAUAUUUAUCUUGAGUAUAUGCCCGGAGGCUCCUUGCGUCAAUUUCUGAAGAAGAACGGGCCACUUACCGUGGCAACCACCCGUUCCUACACCUACCAGCUCGUUCGCGCGCUCAAGUACCUUCAUCGACAUUCCAUCAUGCAUCGGGACAUGAAGGCUGCCAACGUCCUCUUGACCCAGGACAGACAGUGCGUGAAGCUAGCGGACUUCGGGUGCUCAAAGAAGUCCGAGGUCUGCGCUAAGCAUACAUUCCGAGGAUCCAUCCUCUGGAUGGCGCCUGAGGUUAUUAACUGCUUCGAAUACGAUUUUUCGGUUGACAUCUGGGGAUUGGGCUGCACAGUGAUUGAGAUGGUCACGGCCCAGCCCCCCUGGGGCAAGUUUCCCUCAGAACUGGCUGCAAUGAUGCACAUUGCUAGCUGCGAAGAGACGCCACCCGUGCCAGCUGAUGCAGAUCCCCACCUGAGGGACUUUGUUGAAAAAUGUACCCGGUGCACUCCUAAGGAGCGCCCUUCUGCACGCAGGCUCAUGCGCCACGACUUCCUGAAUUUGCAGAGCUGUGACUUCUCCAGGGAACUUUCCUGA
Molecule: messenger RNA, 1263 nt
Organism: Symbiodinium pilosum
Lineage: Eukaryota; Dinophyceae; Suessiales; Symbiodiniaceae
Source: the annotation of a GenBank genome assembly